Anoplophora glabripennis (Asian longhorned beetle) is the source of this 1071-nucleotide messenger RNA. RefSeq names its product succinate dehydrogenase [ubiquinone] iron-sulfur subunit, mitochondrial-like. NCBI's taxonomy places the organism in Eukaryota, Metazoa, Arthropoda, Insecta, Coleoptera, Cerambycidae. Gene Ontology annotation, biological process: aerobic respiration; respiratory electron transport chain; tricarboxylic acid cycle. Gene Ontology annotation, cellular component: mitochondrial membrane. The coding region runs from base 75 to 953 and encodes 292 amino acids. The transcript is spliced from 6 exons. Gene Ontology annotation, molecular function: electron transfer activity; 2 iron, 2 sulfur cluster binding. The record is from RefSeq and is a predicted model, not a curated record.
AUUAUUUAUUAUUUAUUAACAGAUAAAUAGGGCUUUUUCAAAACUAAAAAGAUAUAUAUUUUUUAGGAGUGAACAUGGCAAGGGAAAUGCGGUUAUUCAAACUAUGUAAAGGAACAUUUGGUCAUGUGCACAAUUUUCACAUGACAGCUAUUACCAAUGCUGCAGCGGCUGAAGCCCAACCAGCCCCUCGAUUGAAGACUUUUGCAAUCUAUCGCUGGAAUCCUGAUGAACCCAAUAAAAAACCACGCAUGCAGGAGUACUCUGUAGACCUCAAUGCUUGCGGCCCUAUGGUACUGGACGCCCUUAUUAAAAUUAAGAAUGAAGUUGAUCCUACGUUAACUUUUAGGAGGUCAUGUCGUGAAGGAAUUUGUGGAUCUUGCGCAAUGAAUAUAGGUGGAGUAAACACACUAGCCUGUAUUAGUAAAAUCGAUAUCAAGGCUGAAAAAACUACAAAAAUUUAUCCACUACCGCAUAUGUAUGUAGUUAAGGACCUCAUCCCGGAUAUGAAUAAUUUCUAUAAACAGUAUAAAUCUAUAGAACCAUGGUUGCAAUGGCAUGGAGAUGGUCAAAAGAAAUCUGGUGAAGUACAACAAUUGCUGCAGAGUGUAGAAGAUAGGCAGAAACUGGAUGGAUUAUAUGAAUGUAUUUUAUGUGCUUGCUGUUCUACGUUUUGUCCAAGUUACUGGUGGAAUGGGGACAAAUAUUUAGGGCCUGCUGUUCUCAUGCAGGCCUAUCGUUGGAUUAUCGAUUCAAGAGAUGAAGCUACUGCCAAACGUCUAGAUAAAAUGAGAGACCCUUUUUCUGUUUUUAGAUGUCAUACCAUUAUGAAUUGUACUAAAACCUGCCCUAAGGGAUUGAACCCGGGAAAAGCCAUCGCAGAAAUCAAGAAACUAUUGGCAGGUGUGGCAAAAAAAGAGGAACCUGGACUUAAAACAAGUGCUUUACAAAAGUAAUACGAAUAAUUUGGUAGUUAAGAAUAAGAACUAUAAGCUUUUAGGAUAAAACUCUUUAAAACUGUAAUUGUUUCAUUUUUUAUUCAAUUCAGUAUUAUUUUAUGUAUAUUUUAAUGUG